Prorocentrum cordatum is the source of this 1460-nucleotide messenger RNA. The record is from the annotation of a GenBank genome assembly. Lineage: Eukaryota; Dinophyceae; Prorocentrales; Prorocentraceae.
GCCCGCCCCCCCCCCCAAGGGGGCGCGGCUCGGCGGGGGCCCGCUCCCCGGGCGGGGCGUCGCCGCGGCGCGCGUCCUCUCGCGGCGGGGGGCGCCGCCGGAGGCGCGCGCCGCGAGGGCGGGCAUGCCGAUCUCGCGGGCCUACACGCCGUUCGUCCUGAAUGCCUCCAGCGGGGCCGAGGAGGACGAGGCGGAGGAGACGUGCUUCCGGCGGCACUCCCGCGCUCUGAAGUGUGCCGGCUGUUGCUGCGUGGCUCUGGCCUGUGCGCCUUUUGUUAUCAUUGCGAUAUGGUUGGUGGCUGGCCUGAUAGCGGGCUCCCCAGGCGACCCACAAUACAAGCACCCGUUCGAGGGAAUGGCGCCCUUGAGGUCCAUCAGUCUUGCCGAGCUCGACGCAGAGGUGCCGUUAAUUGUGGGCGCUUCGCCGUUGCCCGAGCAGUUGCGCGGCAUCUUCUGGCUCACAGACCAGGGUAAAUCAUCUGCCCUCAUCUCUUUUGGCGGGCCAAAUGCUGAUAGGGUCACCGACGGCGGAAAGAACUGCAGCAGUGGUAGACUCGACAGCGACAAGAAGCUGUGCAUCCGGGUUUCUGGUGACCGUGUUUGGUCGCUCCGCUCAAGGCUCCUCGCUUUUGUGUACGCAGUGAAUGACAUACGGUACAUUUUCACUUUUGAUUCCAGCGUGAACCCCACAUACGCCACAAUUCAGAAUUUCUGCGACUUUGGCGGCUGGCUUCCUGGUUACAACCUGUUCUUUUUUUCAAAGUUGUUUGAUAUGACGCUUUUACACAGCCAUCCAGAGUUCACUGAUUCUGUCGUUUGGAGAAGAGGAUCAGUUAUGGCUUGGGGCAAUAGCACUUAUGAGGCUGUGCAGGUCGUUGACGAAAAUGGCAAACGAAUAGAAAAAGCGUGGAGCGCGUUCAUGCAGUAUCAAAUGGACCUUGGCGGUGAUGAAUUUAUCUUCCGGGCCUACGGUGAGUGAGCUGCCAUCUUCGAGACAGGAAGCCGUCCAGCCAGACAGAGCGAGAACGUAGGUUCAUGUAUUUUCCGUGUUCUGAUCGUCUGAGGUGCGUGCAGCCAUUUGGGAAGAAAACACGUUGUGGAGUUUGCCGACGCCCGCUCUUGCUACCCUCUUGCGCACCGACCAGAGGUUUGAGUGCCGCCAGACCACGGCUCCCAUGCGGAGUGAUACAAAAGCUUUAGAAAGUCUACGCGGAUUCAGGCAUGCAUUUGGACUAGAGUUUUUUGUUUAAUUGGGUCACCGGAUCACCAGAUCACCAGACAGUUACCGCGAUCCCGCGCUUCAAGUCGCCCGACGUGUAGAGAUCAUGGCCAACCAGAUCGUUCAAGUUCGGCCCCAUACAUUGCGCAAGCUUCUCGGCUGCGUCCCCAUCUGAGUCCCCCCCUUAACAUGGAGCGCGCUCUUUUUCGACGCUCUUAAAUUCAGAUCCUGCCGGCCUCUG